AUGGCAUCUACUCUGGAGAAGUUCAUUCAUUCCUUGGACCCCAGAGCCCUCCCCAGGGUCCUCCAAAUCCAGUCAGGCAUCUAUUUCCAAGGCUCCAUCUAUGAAAUGUUUGGAAAUGAAUGCUGCCUGUCAACAGGAGAAGUGAUUAAAGUUAUUGGGUUCAAAAUUAAUAAGCUCAUAGCAAGUAUCUGUGAGAAUAAUGAAGACAGCCAGUUUUCAGCCAAAGUGGAAUUACCACUGAAUUUUCCUGGUCUUUAUAAGGUUGUAGCCGAUAAAACUCCAUACCUCGGCACUGAGGAAAUUACCAGAAAAGUCUCUAUUGGGCCAACACGAUUUGGCCAUCCAAGUUUCUACUGCCCUGAGGAUAUAAAACUGGCAAACCUCACCAUCAAACAUGGUGAGCAGAUCACCUUCAGCUCCGUGGAAGAGGUCAACGGAACGAUGGCUGUGAACUGUGGUGUGGUCAGAAAUAACAAGUCUCAUUCCUUUACUUUGCCCCUUUCGCAAGAAGGAAAAUUCUAUGAGUGUGAAGAUGACCAGAUAUACACCCUGAAAGAAAUUGCAGAAUGGAAAAUCCCUAAGAGCAGAAAGCGGAUUGUGAAACUUUCCAGUACUUUACACAUGUGGGAAUCCUCUAGUCCACUUCCUGCGAAUUUUAAUGGCUGCUUGAUGCUCACACCUGUCUAUGAAGUACAGGCAGUAAUGAAAUUUCGAAAGGAUAUAGUUCAUAUCCUCUCAGAUCUGGAUGUUGAAGUCAAGGAUAUAACAGAUUGUUAUGAUAUUAGCUCUUUUCUUCAGCCACUGUCUUUGGAAGAUGUAUUUAAGAGAACAAGCAAGGAAUUUCCUGUGGUUGCUGAGAUAAUGGAAGGCCCCCAAGGAAGCCAGAAGCCUUAUAAUUUAUUGUGUACAGGGAAACAGAUUGUCAUCUACAAAAAGUACCAGGCAAAAAGAGUCCUCGCCUCUGAGAUCAGAAGUGAUUCCCCAAAAAGACAUUUUUUAAUCCCUAUGAGCUACAAAGGGAAGUUCAAGAGAAGACCUCGGGAGUUUCCAACUGCCUAUGACUUAGAGAUAGCAAGAAGUGAAAAGGAGCAGCUUCAUGUUGUAGCAACUAAAGCCUUUGAUUCUCCCCAUAAAGAGCUUUUUUCUGUUUCAGUUGGAGAUCAGUUUCUACUUCAGCAAUGCCAGACCAGUGAAGUUCUGUAUGAGGAAAGAAAGAAAGUUGUAGACGUUUUAGCUUGUGAACAAAUACUAAGUGAUACCUAUAAGAAAGUGCUCCUCCCUAUGUAUAUGGAAGGUGGCUUUGUGGAGGUGAUUCAUGACAAGAAACAGUACCAGCUUUCGGAGAUUUGCAAAGAAUUCCAUUUGCCUUUUAAUGUCAAAGUGUCUGUGAGGGAUCUUUCCAUUGGGAAUGAUGUUUUGGCUGCUCUGCCUGGUCUGCAGCUUGAAGAAGAAAUCACAGACUUUUAUUUGCUGAUUAGUAGUGUCAACAGUCCAGUGGAUAGCUGGGAGAUUCCUGUGUAUCGCUUAAACAUGACAGUCCAUUUGCUCAGCAAAGAUGUCCAAACAGUUAUACCCCCUGUACCUAAGACAAUAGUGGAAGAGAUCAGUGAAGAGCAAUACUACAUGGUGCGAAGAUACGAAAACCAGACCCUAUAUCCACCACCCAGGCCUCCCAAAAAUCCAACAGCACUCACAUCAAACCCUCUUUUUGCAGUACCGACACAAGCGGUAUCUGAUGUACUACAGGCCCCAAAGAAUUUCUGUGAAGACACCACCAAGAAAUUCUGCUCAAAUCAAGCUGCUGACGUUUCAGAAUUACAAGUUAGUUGUCAAAAUGAUUUGAUGCACCAUGAGAAAGAGAAGGAUGUGACUAGGACAGCUACAUUAGUGGUAACCAGUGAAAUGAAAGAUCUAAAUAGGAACAGAGAAAAGGAACUGCAAGAAGAGCACGACUAUGACUAUGUGGAUGAAAACAUAAUUGAAAACAUAAGAAAAGUAUUUCAAGACACCACAAUUGGAAAUAAGAAUGUAGUCUUUGAAGAAAAAAGAGACAUCUGAAGCAGAAUAAUUCUGAAAUUAACCAGAAAAAAAUGGAAAGUUCCGUACUUCAUGUAUUAAGAUCGACUGCAGUUAUUAAAAAAAGCUGCUCAAGAAAAUGCGUCCUUCUUCUGUCUCACGAAGAGCAUAUAAGGCUGUAAUUCAACUAUAAUAAUCCCCUGAGAAACUAGACUGCCUACUUAGUCCUAAAUAAGAAGUCAAACCAGCUAAUGUCUUAUGACCCUGUGAAGGGACAAAAUUCUUCAUGUACGUAUUUAUUCAUGAAUUCAGACAAUAAUGCCAAGCCAAAUCCCUCAUUCUUAUUGCACCUGAAAUACCUCUUGAUCUUCUGAACCACUGUAAGGCAUAUGUGAAAGGAAUAUCCCUUACUGAAACAGCUGCUCCACUGUUUUGUUUGCUUUCUGGAGGAGGGAAGGAUAGACAGGGAAAUGAAGGGUUGCCUAAAGUGAACCUCCAUUUCUUUACCCAGUGAUAUAUGCUCCAGGUUAAGGCUCAAAACUGCAAUGGGCCAGAUUCUGCCACUCUUUCAGAUGAUGAGUCAUUGCGCUAGUGGUGCUGUUUCACAAAUAAUUCAUCCAUGGAAAGUAAUGCUACUUCUCCCAGAGGGAAGUGCUCUUUAAUGGGACCAAAAGUGUCCAAAGCAAGUAAUGCUGCUGUCUCCAUAACCCCUUGCAGACCUGUAUUUACCUAGAAUCACACUAGACCUGUGGAAUUUGCCUUAGGUUCUUUAAUCAAGGAGCAAAUUGCUGAAAACACAACCACAGUGAAAGGACAGAACUGGGAGCAGAAGAAUUGUCCAUGACAGCCAUCCUAACUGAGAAAAAGGAACAUGCUGUCCACUUUAAGAGGUGCAGGAAGGAGCAGUGCUGAAGAGUGUCUCCUACUUCUCCUGGUACCUUGCACUCUCGUCCUUCAAGUAGUUGGGGGAAACAGGCAACACCUCCUGUCUCUCUGCUUCAUAUGCAAACAGUAAAGACUACUCAAGUAGAGUGAGGUCACAGGAAGGACAAUAGAAGGUCUUUCUUCUAAAAAAAAAAAAAAAAAAAAAAAAAAAAGGCAACAUGUUUUAUUCAAAGGAUUUCCUGUCCCUUUAUAAUUCUGCUGGAAAAUAAGAGGCUGAUUAUAUAAACAUGGUAUCUGAAAGUAUACAAAAUCUCCUUGCUCGGAGUGUGAGAGAUCUUCCUUCAUGCCCUGCCUCUAGUCUGUGUGUGCUGAGCAGCUAUGAUGAGAGGUUCUGUUUACAUGGAUGAGCAUCUCUAAAACACCUUGCAGUGAAUACACAAUCAGUGCUGAUAUUAUAGCAGCCAUAUUCCCGUCUGAGAUUGCUGUGUACCUUGCAAGUCACACAUGAGCUGCACAGGUACAGAGCACGUGACAUGUUUCAGAGGUGUCAGACCUACUCCACAGGUACUCACAGAGCUGGUCUGUGUAUGCAGAGUGAGUCUGAUACCCAUCAUCUAUGGCACAUAAGUGUAAUAACUGUGCAGUGCUUGCAUAGUGAAUGCUGUAUAUCUAGAAGCAUUAGAUCUAGAGCAUCCGCGUGUACCUUUGGCAGUGUUUUCAUUUUCACUGAAAAUUUUUGAGAACUGAUGUGUAAAUAUGCAGUUGAUGUGCCAAGAGUUUCUAGUCUCACAGCAGCUCUGUCAAAGUGGUAUACCCAGAAAUCCCAGACAACUAUGAAAUACUAAGACUUUUCCCAGAUAGUUUUAGAGUGAAGAAGGGGAACACAUUUGGAAAGCUUAGACAUACUGUAUUUUCAGUCUUACCAGGGAAGCAGUAAGCUUUAGUAAGCAAGCCCUUACUGAAACAUGGUAGCGUACUUUAAAGAAAAACACCUUUCAAGCUGACAGUAUGGUACAUUCAGACUUGAUCAUUAAAAUCCCACUGAAUGGUUAAUGAUCAUUAAUGCAAAUAAAUUUAGAAUUUCUUUAUAUUGUUUUACUUCAAUGUAUUUAAUAUAAAUGUUCAUCCUCAUUAAAAUCAGUUACAAUCCAAGUAUAAAGUAUAUUGCUGAGAGUGCUUUGAUACCAUGCCCAUGCAGCAUACAUUAUUUUGCAUAUCAUUAGUUAAUUUUGGGGGGUUGUAGGUGUGUAAGAAACUUGUAACUGACUGACACGUUGCUUGUGGGUAUCUGAAAUACAUUUUAAACACUUUGCACAGAAAUCCACAUUUCUCUGUGUAGCAGCUCAUAACUGUCCAGUUUGUU
Molecule: messenger RNA, 4264 nt
Organism: Rhea pennata
Lineage: Eukaryota; Metazoa; Chordata; Aves; Rheiformes; Rheidae
Gene: THEMIS
Product: thymocyte selection associated
Exons: 8
Coding region: 1-2058 (685 amino acids)
Biological process (GO): T cell receptor signaling pathway
Cellular component (GO): nucleus; cytoplasm
Source: RefSeq, a predicted model, not a curated record